Gilbertella persicaria is the source of this 162-nucleotide messenger RNA. RefSeq lists its product as uncharacterized. The record is from RefSeq and is a predicted model, not a curated record. The annotation marks the transcript as partial. Lineage: Eukaryota; Fungi; Mucoromycota; Mucoromycetes; Mucorales; Choanephoraceae. The transcript has a single exon.
CAUAAAUAUAAAGAAAAUAAUCAAGGGCACAUUGUUAAUGAGCAUGGGUUUGAAUCGAUGGAACUUUGUAUUGAUAAAGAGCUUUUCGCUAUCAAAACAAUAAGCUCCUGUACCCAGUUUUUACAGAAUAAACCUUCUGAAAGAUCUUUCAGCCUGAUCUAG